Molecule: messenger RNA, 2863 nt
Organism: Dicrocoelium dendriticum
Lineage: Eukaryota; Metazoa; Platyhelminthes; Trematoda; Plagiorchiida; Dicrocoeliidae
Source: the annotation of a GenBank genome assembly
GGCUCCAAGGUCACAAAAUCACAAGGUCGUGACCCAGAAAGACGUUUCGUGGAUUGCUUCUCAGAACACUUGACUUUUAUAGACACUAAUGCCGAGGGAUAUUAUUACAUUGCAGCUCGGCCAAUGCGGCAACCAGAUUGGUAUGGAAUUCUGGAAGCAACUCUGCACUGAACAUGGCAUCAGCCCAGAGGGCCUGCUGGAAGAUUUCGCAACCAACGGAACCGAUCGGAAAGAUGUCUUUUUCUAUCAGGUUAGUGUAUUUUUUUCCACUUAUCUAUCUCCUGCACUUUUACCUGUUGGUUACUCCUUGGUUGGUUCGCUUCUUUUGCUUCUGUUAUGUAAUGGAAAGCGCAACUUGGCCCCUGUAUGCCAUACGGCGCACACCCAAUAGACGGAAGAGAGUGCUCUGCACAAAAGGUACGUACGACGAUGUAUUUCGUAAAGUAACACAGUCUGGACGCAAGCAAAGUAACUGCGGGCGAUCGGUCGAUAAUCACUCAUCCAACGGAUUACAAACUGCGAAAUACGUGUGUGUGCGCAUGGGGGUUCUAGAGAACUAGCAGUGACAUCACACGCUCAACGGUUUCUAUUCCAGCAAGAAUUCAUGUUGCAGCAACUCUAGCCUUAGUAACUAUUUUUUCACCCCUACGUCUUUUUUGUAACCCGGGACCUUACUUGUCCUGAAUUCAUCCCAAACAAAAUGCAGGUGUCUUUUUACUUUUUUUGCAUUUUGGGGUUAGUUUUACUCUUUGAUUCACGAUUAUUUGUUCCCAAUUCGUCAAAACUUUACAGUUAUCGUAGAACUAUCGAUAUCAGAUCCCUUUACCGAAUCCAUGAAACCGCGAGCCCAGAAGACCGAAGCUGAAUCUUCCACUGAAGUCACCAUGGUUUCUGCACCCUUUGCUUUGACUACUUUACUUACCGCCUUCCACUGAUACAUCGCGGGCCUGUUUCAUACUGUUGCUAAAGUUACCUGAUGUGACUGGCCUCCGUUACGUUCCCGAGACGUACCCUAUCCUAACAUUUCCAAGUUUAAGUUAACCAGUUGCUAGUCAGUGUUCUCAACAGUCACCGGUCACGCACAGCUUUUGUCCUCUAGCGAUUUCUUCCUGAUAAGCUGAUUGUUUAUGGUAUUUGGUUCGAGGUUGCAUUCGGAUUCGUCCUUGAAAGUCAACUUUGAGAUGCGUGUCACAUCAAUGCCCAAGUAUUAAUCACCAUUCCUACUUCUGUAAGCGGGAAGCUGCCGAUUCAAAGCUGCAUACUGGCCACAGCCGUGUUACGUAAUUCAGGUGACCCACUCUUUGUGUAUAGCAUUCUUCUGUUUUCGCAUUACUUCACAUGACCUUUGUCCUCAAUUUCCCGCCUCUUUUCCUCACUCCCAAGGCCGAUGAUGCACAUUACAUUCCGCGCGCUGUUCUGCUCGAUCUAGAACCGCGUGUAUUGAACAAUAUUUUGAGCUCUCCCUACGCACGUCUCUACAAUCGAGAGAAUGUUUAUCUUUCCAAAGAUGGAGGUGGGGCGGGGAACAUUUGGGCUGCCGGUUUCUCUCAAGGUGAGAAGCUGGAAGAGGCCAUUUUUGAUAUAAUCGAGCGAGAGGCGGAAGGAAGCGAUAGUUUGGAGGGUUUCGUGAUGACACAUUCGAUCGCUGGGGGCACUGGUUCCGGCAUGGGAUCCUAUCUACUUGAGCGCUUAAAUUCCCGCUUUCCGAAAAAGUUGAUCCAAACCUACUCAGUGUUUCCAAACGUAGAAGACACCAGCGAUGUGGUCGUACAGCCCUACAACAGUUUACUCACAUUGAAACGAUUGACUCUGAACGCCGACUGCGUGGUUGUUCUAGACAAUACAGCUCUCCACCGAAUCGCCGCCGAGCGUUUGCACAUCGAGACACCGUCGCUGGCUCAAAUCAAUCAGCUGGUGUCCAAGGUAAUGUCCGCCAGUACAGCCACCCUGAGGUACCCAAGCUACAUGAAUAACGAUCUGAUUGGUCUGAUCGCCCCACUCACGCCCACUCCAAGGUUACAUUUUCUCAUGACCGGCUACACUCCACUGAGCACUGACACCGAGGUGUCCACAGUGCGUCGAACCACUGUGUUCGAUGUGAUGCGGAGACUGUUGCAGCCGAAGAACAUGAUGGUCUCUACUCCAGUGCAGCGCGGUGUAAAUCAUUGCUACGCAUCCAUUCUGAACAUCAUCCAAGGUGAGGUCGACCCAUCCGAGGUGCACAAAUCCCUGCAGCGCAUCCGCGAGCGGCGUUUGGCUCAAUUCAUCCCUUGGGGACCUGCAAGCAUCCAAGUGGCCUUAUCCCGACGGUCUCCCUAUGUACAGACAAGAAAUCGCGUCAGUGGUCUCAUGCUCGCUAACCACACCAGCAUAUCAACACUCUUUCUGCGUUGUCUCUCUCAAUACGAUAAACUAAGAACCCGUGGCGCCUUCUUGGAACAAUUCCGCAAAGAGGACAUCUUCCGUGAUGAUCCCGAUCUGAAAGAGUUUGCAGACAGCCGACAGGUCGUACACAAUCUGAUUGAAGAGCACACUGCAGCGACACGCUCGGACUACAUCCACUGGGGUGCCCAAAGGGCCGUGGCGGUGGCUGCGACUCAGGCCGCUGCAGCAGCCGCCUCAAUGAGCAGCGCUCCAGCCUGAACCUUCAACAUGUGCUCUUUCGCACAGAACGCCACUAAAGUCCAUCGGCAUUUGAACGCACGAUCCGCCGUUGCCAUAUCGAUUGUACAUUGUUUGUAUUUUUAUGACCGUAUCAUUAUCCAUGCGUACGCAAACUGUCAAAUGAAAAUGUUUGCUCUCAUGUUUUUGGUUUUUCGAUUUGUACUUGCAGGCCUUUCUAACAUCUGGUAUUCUUUCCGAG